This is a messenger RNA of Acanthosepion pharaonis, 1452 nucleotides long. Lineage: Eukaryota; Metazoa; Mollusca; Cephalopoda; Sepiida; Sepiidae. The record is from the annotation of a GenBank genome assembly.
AUGCACUAUCUAUCUCAGUCUAUUCAUAUCUGUCUCGGUGUAGUCACAUUUAUCUAUCUAUUUAUCUCAGUGUGUUCAUAUCUGUCAAUCUAUCUAUCUAAAUUUGUUCCUAUCUCUCUCUCUCUAUCUAUGUCAGUGUGUUCAUAUCUAUCUAGCUAUCUAUCUCAGUGUGUUUCUUUCUAUCUAUCUAUCUAUCUAUCUAUCAUUGUGUUCAUAUCUAUUUCAAUCUAUUCAUAUCUAUCUCAGUUUCCAUCUCGUUUGACUCCCUUAAAUAAGAAGAAAUAUGGUCAGAAGGGCAGUGACAGUGAACACUCUCAAGAGAAUUCAACAGCUUCAGAUUACAGUUCCUCCAAAAGAUCAAGAAAAUCCCGAGCGACCACUCGUGAUGCUGAAAAUGGUGUCUUUCAUGUCCGGCCUGUAAAACAUAAGCGAAGUCCUGAGAAAACAGCUGGCAGACAGGCAGAUUAUGACAAAGAUGAGGGAGGAAUAUACAAAUCGAAGUUAAGAAACCCAAAUGCUGAAGAUGCGACAGAAGUUAGUGAAACAGAUCAAACUAGGGUUGACAUGCCUGUGGACAAUAUGGAGGCUAAACAGACUUACUUCUCCUCUGAUCCUGAUACUCUAUGCAAAACAGACUUUCUUUUAUCUGUAGAUCCCUUUUCAUGUAGUCUUCUCUCUGAUGUUUUUAUUAAUAUAUUUUUUCUUAAAUUACAGGAUGGCCACACUGGACCCAUUAAAGAGAGUCAUCCUACUCCAGAUGAAAUUGCACCAAUUUCCUUGCCUAUUCAGUAUGAUGUUUCAGAUACUGCGUCUAUGAUGCAAGAACAUGUUCCUGAUGUCCCAGUUGAGGGAACUGAUGUGGAUGAAGAACCAAAUAUAACUCCAAUAAAAGAUGCUGAUGAACUUGCAGGUUCUUCUCAGGUAACUAGAAAAGAAGGACCUACAUCAUCACAGCCGGAGAAAGAUGAGAUCCAAGUUCCGCCUCCUGAACAAACAGUUGUUGCAGCUUCUCCCAGUGAAGAGACGGAAUCCUUAGGAACAGAAAACACAGAAGAUGCACUCAAGGAAGAGAUGAGUCAGCCUCCACAUGAGAUGAAUGAGAUGAAAAAACUGACCCAGAGAUUCCCUUAUAUAGUUAAUCUGAUACCUUGGUCUGAACUUACAAAUGUUUCUUUAUUCUUUUUCCUUUUUCUUCUUCUUCUUCCUUUGUCAAUCUUGUUACCACACUCACCCACUCCCACCAGCCCUGUGUUACGAAGAACAAAUGUUCACCUCAAACUUAACACACUGACCAUUCACUGCUGCAGUCAACCAGUCUUGCUUUCUUUCUUCACUUUUGGUCAGUUUUGGUGUUCACAGAUGCCCAAGACCAAGGCCUCCCCCGUCCCUCACCAUCUCAAGGCCCCAUCCCACCCUGACCAAAGUAGCAUAUGCACAUUGUCAGAUGCUUGA